AUGAAUUAUUCAAAUUUAAUAAUAUCAAUAAAUUUUUUGUUAUUAUUUUUUAUUACAACAUUAAAUAGUGAAUCAAUCUUUAAAUCAAUUUAUCAAACUGGAAGUAAUUUUGAAAUUAAAUUGACUCAACCAUUAUAUUUAUUUAAUAUUACAAGUUUAGAUAAUUUAUAUUAUGAUUAUGAUUUUAAUGGUACAUCAGUUUUAAAUUCAUGUAUUUUUAAUUCAAAUUAUUUUUCUUUGAAUUUAUCAAAAUUAAAAAAUGUUGAUCAUAGUUUUCCAGAUCGUGACUCUAUGACAAAUAUUGAGCACCUUUUUUCAAUUUGUUCCGAACUGUCUUCCUAUAGCAGUCAAUCUGGUUUUAUUAAAAGUGAAAGAAAGGAAUUUGUUGCAACUGGAGAUUUAAAUAAAGAAAGUUUUAAAUUUGGUAGACUUGGUGUUGAUAAUUAUGCAUUGAAAUUAACAUAUUCCAGUAAUAAUUUGUUUUAUUGUGAAAGAUAUGGUGGUACCACUAGAAAUUAUUAUUUUCAAUGUGAUGAAAAUCAAGAAUUUAACUUUACUGCACCAUCUGUAAAUUUUUAUGAUUGUAAUGUAGAUGUUUAUAUUAAAACAAAAUAUGUAUGUCCAUAUAAAAAUACCAAAAAAACACCAAUUAAAUAUUCAUUAGUUCAACCAAAUAUUUUACGUUUUACAAUGGAUGAAAAUUCUUCAAUUUUAAUUUCAGUAAAUAAUGGUAAUGCAAUUGAAUCUUUACCACCAAUCAAGCCAAUAAUCUAUAGUUGUGAAAACAAUGGUGGUGAUAUUAUUACAGUAAAUGGUUUAUUUUUUGAAAAUUUUUUAUCAAAUUAUACAUUAAAUUUCGAACCGUUUCUGAUAGACAUAUUUGAUCCAUCAGUAAUAAUAUCAUUCAAUUCAACAACAUUGGUAGUAAACUCUACAGGUUAUGUUGAUAAUUACUUAAUUAUUUCUUUCUUUUAUUAUCAAUCUGAAAGAUUUCCAAUUUUAAAACCACAACAGCAAAUGGAAUUAAGUUCAUGUGGAAUUUAUUUAGAAGCCCCAAUCUAUCCAUAUAAAAGAUCAAAUGCAUUACCGUUACCAACUAAUUUUCAAAAAGUUAAUAUCAGUGGUAAUGAAAUAUUCGAAUUUAAUGGUAAUUCAAUAGUAUCAAUAAGUGGCCGUUUUAUUCCAAAAAUAUACGAUAAUCAAGCAUAUAUUAUAGGAAAAUUAGAAUUUUUAAAUGGUACAAUAUGUAUAUUGGAUUAUAAUACUUUGAAUAAUAGUGUAUUAACACAAGGUAAAUUCAAUAUUCCAAGUGGUUAUGGUAAUGGUAAUUUUUCAAUUUAUAUUAAAGAUAAAUUGGUUCAUUCAAAUGCAUUUACUUAUCAACCACCAUCAAAGUGGAUUUCAUCAAUCACUCAAAAUCAAGAAAAGGUACAAUUACAUCUUUCAUUUCCAUUUUCUUUAUUACAAAUAACAAGUAUUAAAUAUAAUGAUAAAAAUGGAAAAGAUUUAGACUAUACUUUAAUUGAACCUAAUAUCAUUUCAUUGACAUUAAAUACAUAUUCUACAAAUGUACUUUCAUUUAAUAAUGAUUAUCAUAUCGAAACUUUAACAAAUGGGUUAAACUUUCGUCCAAUUAUUUAUAGCUAUUUUAGUAAUUCAAUUGAAAAUGGUACGAAUAUAAUAAUGGAGGGUCUCUUUGUAUCAAAAUUUGACGAUUAUUCAUAUACAAGGGUACCAGAUCUCACAAUUACAAGCGAGCAAGACCAACUAUUGUUUACAUGUAGUAAUUGUUUAGGUGGAUAUAUCAAUAUAAAUGAACCAGAAAGUAAUCAAGAUUCUCAAUUCUCUCAAAUUGGUACAAUUGUAAAACAAUUUAAUACAAAUACAAUUUUAAAUAAAUACAAUGCUUUUACAUUUACCAAAGACUCAAAAACAAUAUUUAUACAACCACCAUUACCUUCAAAUGUAAAAAUUGAUGGAGGUUUAGCUCAAUUUUCAACUUUCAGUAAUAAUAAUAUUUUAGUUAGUGGUGAUUUUUUAUUGGAUAUAUUCAAUCGUUUUGAUUAUACAAAUUUCCAACUUCAAUUUGAUAAUGGUACAAUUUAUUCACCAAAUAAACAGAUUUUAUCAAAAUCAGAUCAAAACUAUGUUUAUCAAUUAAAUAUACCAUUUGCAUAUGGAUCUGGUAAUUUUAGUGUAUUUUCUACUCUAGAAAAUGGUAGAAAGUUUAUUAUAAAUUCAACUCCAUUCAAUUAUCCAAAAACACCAAUAAUUAAUUCAAUAUCAAAAAUUAAAGAUGGAAAUCUUAAAAUAAUUGGAGAUGGUUUCUUUGAUGUAGUUGUUUUUGGUUCUUUUAAAACAACAUUUAAAAAUAUAACAACUGGUCUUUUUUCAGAUACAAUCGAAUGUCAUUCUCAAAUAACUCAACAUCAAAACAUUAUUUGCCAAUUUACAAUGAAUCAAAACUUUAGUUUAGUAUAUUCUCAAGAUACUCCGAUUACAAUACAAAUUAAAAGCUCCAAAUACUCACAGCACCAAUUUGAACCAGUUUAUACCCAAACUUUUUUCAAUAAUUCAAAUCCAAAUUCUAAUUCAAAUUCUAAUUCAAAUUCAAAUUCAAAUUCAAAUUCAAAUUCAAAUUCAAAUUCAAAUUCAAAUUCAAAUUCAAUUUUAAUUUCAAAUUCAAAUUCAAAUUCAAAUUUAGUUUUCUCCAAAUUUGUAGCAACUAUUUUUAUUUUAAUAUCAAUAUUGUUUCAAUAA
This is a messenger RNA of Dictyostelium discoideum AX4, 2760 nucleotides long. RefSeq lists its product as hypothetical. The record is from RefSeq and is a predicted model, not a curated record. Bases 1 to 2760 code for a protein of 919 amino acids. The transcript has 5 exons. Lineage: Eukaryota; Evosea; Eumycetozoa; Dictyosteliales; Dictyosteliaceae.